This is a messenger RNA of Ostreobium quekettii, 2739 nucleotides long. The record is from the annotation of a GenBank genome assembly. Lineage: Eukaryota; Viridiplantae; Chlorophyta; Ulvophyceae; Bryopsidales; Ostreobiaceae.
AUGGAGCAGAGUGGUAGAGAGCCUGGGACAAUGACAGGGGCAGCGGUGAGCACACAGGUCACUGACUUAUCCUGUGAGACACAAACGCGGGAAGAUGGGGACAGCAUCAUAGGCCAGGGUGGUGAGAGAGGCGAGGCAGUGGUGGCUGAAGUAUGGACGCCCACAGGCCAUCAACCUGGCCAUGCUGGCCAGAUGGGGGUCAUGAACCAGGCCAACAGGGGCCGGAAGAAGCCUAAGAAAAAGAAGACUGGAAGAGGACCUGGUGCGCCUCUGGGGAGGGGCCAAAUCGAUGGGCAGGUGUUGCAGCAUCCAGGCAGCCACCAGUUACCUGCACAGGCAUAUAUGCAUACAGCCAUGCAUGUGUCCACAGGUCCAGCAGGCAGAGGUGUAACCCACGGCCCUCGAGCACCCACCCCCACACACCAUGCAAAGAAUGGUCAAGCUUCGGGGCCAGGUAGCAAGCCAAGGACGCCCCAAUCUCAACCUGCCCAUAUUCGAGGGGAUUCGAACGACUUCAGGCAGAGGCAAGGGGCCCCUGGGGCGAUGAGCAGUGAUCGGCCGCCAGCUGCCAAUGGGGCAUUAAAGUUGGUGGAAGAACUGCUGAGCAACCUCAACCUCAACCUCAAUCGCUCCAGGCCAGACAGUGCUGAGAGGGUUGAACAAGGAGUCCAGCCAGCCAUGGCACCGGAGGAGCCCAUGCGAUUAACUGACACCGCCAGGAGCUCAGAUGUGGGAACUGCAGGAAGCUCAAGCAUCCUGGAACCAGAUCGCAGCAAGGGCGUAUCAACAGACCCAUCGAAACAUGCUGACAAUCAACAAAGGAGCAGGUCGUUGCCUGGCCAGAAGUCUCAAAAUGCGCCGGAGAGCGAGAGGCACAGCAGUGCUGCCCCUACAGGGCCAUCGUCUGGGACUGGUUGGACGUUGGAAAGGGACUCAGUGACGGCAGAUCCCACUGCUCCGAAGGCAUUUAAGAGGUCUGGAAGCAUGGGGAUGGCGGCUUCUGUCUCUGCUGCACCCUCUGUGACAGCACCAGUAGCAGCUGUGUCAUCGGAUAGGGUGGUGUGCGCAAAUCCGGUGGGCCAGUCGGGCAUGUUGCCAGCAGUGAGCUCAAUGAUGAGUGGGCUUCCAAACCUUGUGGCAGGGCCACAAAAGGCGAUGGAGAGCAGCAGUGUGAACAUAGAGGGGCUGGUGUAUCCGAAUGGGCAGUUCUUUCCUGAGCAGGGGCCUGUUGGGGCCGCGCACCCAGGGCUCAUGAAAGAUCGGGAGCGGUUGACCUUUGCCAUGAACAACUUUGACGAGAAGGACGUGUACAUACGGCGGAACAACAAGUCCAGCAUGUCGCUGGAGGGCUGCGGAGUUGGUGAGGCCAGCACCAGUGUAGAGGUGCCAGAAACUCAGGAAGGACACGCCACUGUGUCCCAGGUGAAGGCACCUGACACCAAGCAGGACUGGAGGUACAUGAAUGGCGGUUAUGUGCCUUCGGCCUCACCGACGCGGCUGAAUUUCCAGUUUGCCAACGGACUGCUGUGCGGCAGUCAAGAUAAAUCUGCAGAGUGUCACAGCAGCCAGGCCCCAGACAUUGUGGCCAGCACAAGCUCCCCACGCGUGGGGCCUAACAGGGAGGCUGCAGUCGAUAUGGAUCCACCCACGUCAGGCCUUGGGUCUGAAUCCUCACAGAAUCAAGCUGGGAACAUGUCGAGGCCAGAGUUGAGGUCUAUGAAUGGUUGGCAGGCAGCUGUGGUCGCGCCAACGGCUGUCUCUACCAGCAGGGCGUCUGCCUCACAGCCCCAACCUGGGGACGCCAGGCCGCCCAUGGGAGCCACUAGGGGAUGGGAGGAGCCUACGAAUCAGGGGAACAGGCCCAGGGUGGACGCGAGCGAUCAACAGAGGGGUGGAGGCCUGCCCUACGGAAUUCCACUGCCCACGAACGAUCUGGACCGCUUGUUACUGCAGGCAACACCGAUGCUGGAAGUCGACCCAACCAAGCGAGUAGAAAAAGCUCUUGAGGAUCUGAAGCUGGCUGAUGUCUGGCAGUUCUAUUAUGAGCCCAGCAUGUUUGGCCGUGAAGUUUACAUCCUGGGAGGCACUCGCGGCCCCUCCAUGGCCUACUUCCUGCCCUACCUGUCAGCUGUGCAGAUCUUCCUCCCCAGCGACGGGCCCACAGACCCCCACAGCUACGUGUGCGAGAUCAACAUGUGGCCACAGCACAUGCGCCUGCACUUUGAGCACUUCGAGAAGAAGCCCCCAUGGUACCGUCUGCCCAUGUACGACGCCGUCAUGGAGCUCUCCAAGUCGUUUCCGGACCUCAAGAAACUGAAGCUGAAGAAGCUGCACCCGGCGUCCUGGUUCUGCGUGGCGUGGUACCCUCUGUACCGGAUCCCGGACGCGCCGCUGGUCACGCGCUUCCUGACUUUCCACACCUUCCACCCGCCCCUGGUGAGCCCGCUGGCCAACGGGGGGGUCGUGCCAUUGCCUGUGUACGGCGUGGAGUGGUACAACAUGAGGGACGAGCCGUGGCUGGAGAAUGUGUCAGUGGGGCCCGACGGGGCGGAGGUGGACGAGGAGGUGCGGAGUCUGAUGGACGCGGCGUGGCAGGUGCACGUGAGGGACCUGCGCACAAACGCCGAGAAAUUCGCCCGCGGCAUCGCGUUCAAGAAGAAGUACACCUGGGAGGACGGCAUGGAGGACUGCAAGAAGCACCACGAUUUUGAGCAUUUUUACAAGGCGAACUACGGUUAG